Molecule: messenger RNA, 3527 nt
Organism: Sphaerodactylus townsendi
Lineage: Eukaryota; Metazoa; Chordata; Lepidosauria; Squamata; Sphaerodactylidae
Gene: EOGT
Product: EGF domain specific O-linked N-acetylglucosamine transferase
Cellular component (GO): endoplasmic reticulum lumen
Molecular function (GO): protein N-acetylglucosaminyltransferase activity
Source: RefSeq, a predicted model, not a curated record
GCAACUACGAAGUUUAACUGGAAGCCAAUGUGGAGGUGGAGCAGUUCUCAGCUAUUGUCUAACUGGUGUUGCAGGUGGGAACUUUAUGACCCAGAUGUUAUGGACUGCAAUUCCCAUCAGCCCCUACCAGCAUGGCCAAUUGGAGUGCCAAAGGUUCGCCACCAGGGUCUCAGGCAGAGAGAACUCUACUGGAUGGCCUUUAAAUUGGGGUACUAGAGUUCAGCACAAAACAUGUUCUGCCAUUGAUCUACCUGCCCUCUCCAGUUCCUUUUUUGACAUCACUAAUUGCCCAUCUGCAGCAUCACCUUGAAACUAUUUGCAUGACUAGCAACCAAAGGGUAAAAAUGGCAGUGGUUUACAAAUCUAGAGCAAAGAGCAACCAUUACUUGCCUACCCCCUUAGCUUCAGUAUAUUUCUCUGGCCAUAUUUCCAUACAAACCCCAUAAUUUGUGUAGGCGUUCCUCCGGUUUUUACAAAACGUGUUCACGAGAAUAGUUCCAAGAGCUUCUUGUGAUGUAUUUGGUCUGAGUCUUCCUCCUGCCUUAAUCCAAAGCGAUUUCCUAGGGCUGAGUUUCUAACUUCUUCCUCAGCCUUUAGUUCUAGAUGUAGAAUCUCAUAGAAUUCAUACACAAAAUGCACAUCAGUGGCAGUCUGAUCAGAAGUUGCUUCCCUGCUUUUGUUUUGGCUUCCACCCAAUUCAGUGUCUAAGAAAUGAAGCUCAAGGGAGUCUUGCCUGUUUUCCUAACUUGUUCCCAUGCAUGCCUUGGGAACAGCAAAUACUCUGCAUGUUGGUUUAGCGUCAGUAGCAGUGAUAACUUUAAAUAACUGAGUUGGACAUGAAGAUAGGCUGGUAUCCAGAAGAGAGGCCUUUCUGGCCAAGUGAUGAAUAACUGCAUGCUAGAAUUAAACGCUGGCAAGAGUCUGGUUGGUUGAAACGAUGUCAUGCUUAAAUCUUUGUAGUGUUGUUUUUUAGGAUUGCUUGACUGCCAUGUUAAUGCUGCUUGCUUUUGGAGUGCUGCUUCAGGAAAUCUUGGCCAGCGUUCAAGAUGAAAAUCUUGCUGACGCCAGCAAUAUUCCGGAAGCGCCAUUGUUGAGCUAUGAAAACAUCAACUUGCCAGAGGAACACAUCCCGUACUUUUUACAAAAUAACCAGCCCAUUGCCACAGUCUGUAAGAUCUAUGAUCCUCACUGCCCGUAUAAAAAAUACUUGAAGAAAUUGAAAUUAUGUUGGGGAUAUGAGAAAUCCUGUAAACCAGAAAAAAGGUUUGGAUAUCCAGCAUGUCAUUAUGCAGAGGCAGGGUGGGCUAGUACUGUUGAGGAGGCUCAGCAUGUGUUCUGGAAACAAGCUGACUUUGGUUAUAUUAAAGAGAGGAUAGAUGAAGUGAGGACUCACUGCAGACCUAAGGCAACGGGAGAUUCUUCACUUGAGUGUUCUCGUUAUCUCCAGUACUGCAGAGCAAAGAAUUUGUAUAUUGAUUUGAGAAGCCCGAAGAGGAACCAUGAUAGAUUUAAUGAGAACUUUUUCCAGAAGGGGCAAAUUGGAGGUCAUUGUAAUAUGGAUGUUAAAGCUUUCCUUGCCGAAGAUCAGCGGAAAAGUCCUCUACAAUCUUGGUUUGCUGAGCUCCAGAUGUAUACAGAACUGAAAACCAGACCUAUGGAAGAUGGUAGUUGUGAUGUAGUUAUUGACAAGCCGACGUAUUUCAUGAAGUUUGAUGCAGGUGUUAAUAUGUACCACCAUUUCUGUGACUUCGUCAAUCUUUACAUCACUCAGCAUGUUACCAACUCGUUCAGCACAGAUAUCAGCAUUGUCAUGUGGGAUACAAGUGCCUAUGGAUAUGGAGACUUGUUCAGUGAAACUUGGAAGGCAUUUACAGACUAUGAAAUAACGCACUUGAAAUCGUACGAUUCAAAAAGAGUAUGCUUCAAAGAAGCAGUUUUUGCAUUACUGCCUCGAAUGAGGUAUGGCUUAUUUUAUAACACUCCAUUGAUCUCUGGCUGCUAUGGUACAGGAUUAUUCAGAGCUUUUUCCCAGCAUGUCUUACACAGAUUAAAUGUCACGCAAGACAGACCUAAGGAUGGAAAAAUCAGAGUUACAAUACUUGCCCGAAGCACAGAAUACAGGAAGAUACUAAACCAAAAUGAGCUUGCUGGUGCUUUGAAAACAUUGUCAUUAUUUGAGGUCCAGAUAGUCAAUUACAAGUACAAGGAGCUUGAGUUUACAAGGCAGCUGAAAAUCACGCACAAUUCUGACAUUUUCAUUGGAAUGCAUGGAGCAGGCCUUACUCAUCUUCUCUUUCUGCCAGACUGGGCUGUCAUCUUUGAACUGUACAACUGUGAAGAUGAACGCUGCUAUUUAGAUCUGGCAAGACUGAGAGGUGUCCAUUACAUGACCUGGCAAAAGAAGGAUAAAGUUUUCCCCCAGGAUCAGGGACAUCACCCAACACUUGGAAAACACCCAAAAUUUACAAAUUACUCCUUUGAUGUGGAAGAAUUUGUCCGCCUGGUUCUUCUGGCGGCUGAUCAUGUGUCACAACAUUCCAAAUGGCCAUUUAAGAGAAAACAACAUGAUGAAUUCUAGGCUAUACAGCAGUGUUUAUACUGGGGGUCCCCAACCUUUUUUGAGCCUGAGGGCACAUUCCGACACAGGGUGAUGAUGGGCACAAUCAAAAAAUGGCUGCGGCAGGAGGUGGAACCAGCUCGCCUUUAACCUCAUGGUGAAGAUCCUUGUGUUGUGGUAGCCAAAGCAGUAUUUUUUUUUCAAAUGGGCACAGCCAAUCAGAAGCCUUGCUGGGCAAAAGACCCACCAGGCCAUGCCUACUUACAGGAAAUACUUGAUGGACACCAGAAACGGUAUCUGCAGGCACCAUGUUGGGGGGCCCUGGUUUAUUUUGAUACAGUGUGUUUUUAAAGCUCUGUGUGGUGAAUGUGUCACCUAUUUUGAUACACAAUCCCAUACUGCUAACUUUGUUUUUCUGGAGUAAAAGGAACGGGAGUUGCAUCUUGGAACUCUUCUCCCUCCGCAUUGUUGUUCCUGUAUUUUUAUUUCUGUAAUGUCUUCUCCCUUCCUAAUAUUAUUUGAGAAGUUAGUGUUGUGGAACAUCUAUUUAUUUAAUAUGAUGAAUGUUUGCACUGCUUUGUCUUCAUGUUGUCACCUCCAGUGCUAGAAAUGGUGACUGUUGCUUUAAAAGUGGAGGGCUGGAGACAAGCACGCUGGGUCCUGUUGCUUCCCACUCAACUCCUUCUGGAACUUUCCAGGUUUUGACCUGUCAUCACCUUCUGACUCUCCCAUUUUUGCAAAACACUCCUCGCAAAAGAGCAAGGCUGUUUCCGCACGGGCGGAAUAAAAACAGCGUCCCUGGGGAGGAGUUCACACGGCCACCGCCGCUGGAUCACAGCAGUGGUGGCCUCGCAACCCCCCGAGUGGCGCGAAGCCAUUGUUUCCAAACCUCGCUCCCUGAGCGAGGUUUUUCGGAAACAGCGGCUUCCAAACACUGCCGUGUGAACGGCAGUGGCUGGAAGGCGCCAUU